AUGAACUCCUUCCGAUACUUGCGGCCGAUUGCCUCCCGAUUGCAGGCCCCGACUCUGCCUAGGCUCACCCGUGGUUAUGCCAGCGGUUCGUACGAAUACAUCCAGGUCUCGAACCCGAAGCCCGGCGUUGGACAAGUCACAUUGAACCGACCCAAGGCACUGAACGCUUUAUGCACUCCUCUCAUUCAAGAGCUGAAUGAUGCCCUGAGAGCAUUCAACGAAGCAGAUGACACUUCCGUCAUCAUCCUCACGGGCUCGCAGAAGGCCUUCGCUGCUGGUGCCGACAUCAAGGAGAUGGCGCCUUUGACCUUCUCGGAGGCAUACACCAAGUCCUUCAUCGAAUCCUGGUCGCUACUCACCACUCAAGUCAAGAAGCCCAUCAUCGCAGCUGUCUCAGGCCACGCGCUCGGUGGAGGUUGUGAGCUGUCCAUGAUGUGCGACAUUCUCUACUGCACCGAGAAUGCCAACUUUGGCCAGCCCGAGAUCAAGCUUGGUACCAUUCCCGGUGCCGGAGGCAGUCAGCGACUGACCCGUGCCAUUGGAAAGUCCAAGGCCAUGGAGCUCAUCCUGACCGGCAAGCCGUUCAGCGGUGCUGAUGCCGCUCAGUGGGGCCUGGCGGCAAAGGCUUUCCCGUCAUAUGAGAUCUUGAUGGAGGAGACGCUCAAGACAGCCGAGACGAUUGCCGGCUACUCCCGCGUAGCCAUCAACGCGUGCAAGGAGGUCGUGAACAAGAGCCAGGACCUGCCGCUGAGGGAUGGCGUCGAGUUUGAGAGAAGGGUGUUCCACAGCUUGUUCGGAAGCAAUGACCAGAAGGUCGGCAUGAAGGCCUUUGCGGAGAAGAAGAAGGCGGAAUGGACGCACUCUUGA
Colletotrichum siamense is the source of this 867-nucleotide messenger RNA. RefSeq names its product putative enoyl-CoA hydratase. Gene Ontology annotation, biological process: fatty acid beta-oxidation. The transcript has 2 exons. The record is from RefSeq and is a predicted model, not a curated record. Gene Ontology annotation, molecular function: enoyl-CoA hydratase activity. Gene Ontology annotation, cellular component: mitochondrion. The coding region runs from base 1 to 867 and encodes 288 amino acids. Lineage: Eukaryota; Fungi; Ascomycota; Sordariomycetes; Glomerellales; Glomerellaceae.